Molecule: messenger RNA, 1038 nt
Organism: Cylindrotheca closterium
Lineage: Eukaryota; Bacillariophyta; Bacillariophyceae; Bacillariales; Bacillariaceae
Source: the annotation of a GenBank genome assembly
AUGAGAUUCCUGCUGAUGCUAUCCCUCAUUUCCCGAUUGCAGUCAGCCGAUUGCUGGUCUUCUCAGCAGUUACACAACAGCAGGACGCCAUCCAGAAUAUUUCGCCUCCCUCGGAGCACGCUGUCGACAACGCGGUUACGGGCGCAGCGACCAUCGACUACCGAAGAAACCGAGAGCGAAGACACCUUCUUCUUUCCAUGGUCCAAAUCAUCCAGUCAUAUGGAAAGUCAAGUGGAAUUGUUGGAUAAAAAGAAUGGAUUGCAGACGACACAAGACGACAAUCCAAGCUCUUCUAUUGUAGUCGGUGGACUACUUGCGGCUGUUGGGGUGAUUUCGGCGGUUGGGUAUACAGUUUUGAGAAAUUUUGACCUGAGUACUGUGGAUGUUGUUCAAACAGUCGAAAACAUAAUACAGGAUCCAACGGCAGCUCUUGACCAGGUGGUACAAAGUGUAGAUUCUAUGGGAGUCCUAGGUGUCUUCUAUUUUGGAGUGGCAUAUACAAUUGCUGAAGUCUUGGCGAUUCCUGCAAUCCCUCUCACGGCUUCGGCAGGAUACCUCUUUGGACCAUUGGUGGGAACCUCAGUGGUUCUAUUCAGUGCCUCCAUCGCCGCGGCAAUUAGCUUUGCGAUUGGACGGACUAUUCUAAGAACAUAUGUGGAAGGAGUCUUGGAGGAGUAUCCAAAUUUUGCAAAGAUCGAUCGUGCCAUUGGAAAAGAAGGAUUCAAACUGAUGUUUUUACUGCGAUUAUCUCCUUUGUUUCCAUUUGCGCUAUCAAACUACCUGUAUGGGGCUAGUUCGAUUGACUUUAGUUCCUUCUUCUUUGGAACCUUAUUCGGGUUUGCUCCGGGAACAUUGGCAUACGUGUACAGUGGAUACGUCGGAAAAGCGCUAACAGAUGGCGCCGAGGGUUCAUAUCCUUGGUAUGUUUAUGCCGGGGGAUUGACAAUUUUUGUCGGGUUUUUGAAAAUUGCUGCGGAUACAGCAACUCGAAUUGUUGGAGAGCUAGAAGACGAGGAAGAGGACGAGGCCAAUAGAUGA